GUACAUGCCGACAGCUCUAAACUGAAUGCGGUGAGGGUUGCUAUGUAUGAGAGAGUUCGGGGGGAAAGAGGAGGAAGUCGGAGAGGCAGCCAAAGCUCGCAGGAUGGCGAGAGCCAAGCUGAAGAAUUCCCCAUCGGAGAGCAAUUCCCAUGUAAAAACCGUCCCACCAGCGACGACAGAAGAUGUCCAUGGGGUGAGCCCCUUGUUACCGGCUCGGAGGAUGGGAUCCUUGGGGAGCGAUGUCGGACAAAGGCCUCAUGCCGAGGACUUCAGCGUGGAUUCCUCCUUCUCGCAGGUCCGUGGGGAGUUCUACGUGAACGAAAACACCUUCAAGGAGCGGCUGAAACUCUUCUUCAUCAAAAACCAGCGAUCGAGCCUGAGGAUCCGGCUCUUCAACUUCUCGCUGAAGCUGCUCACCUGCCUCCUGUACAUCGUCCGCGUCCUGCUCGACAACCCCGAGGAGGGCACAGGCUGCUGGGAAUGCGAAAAGCAGAAUUACACAGCGUUCAACCAGUCCACGAAGAUAAACUGGUCACACAUCUUCUGGGUGGAUAGGAAAAUGCCGCUGUGGGCUGUGCAGGUCAGCAUCGCUUUGAUCAGCUUUCUGGAGACCAUGCUGCUCAUCUAUCUCAGCUACAAGGGGAACAUCUGGGAACAGAUUUUUCGCAUUUCGUUCAUCCUCGAGAUGAUCAACACGGUGCCGUUUAUUAUCACGAUAUUCUGGCCUCCUUUGCGGAAUUUGUUCAUUCCCGUGUUUCUGAACUGCUGGCUCGCCAAGUACGCCCUGGAGAACAUGAUUAACGACCUGCACCGCGCCAUACAAAGGACCCAGUCUGCGAUGUUUAACCAGGUGCUCAUUCUGAUCUGCACCCUCCUGUGUCUCGUUUUCACGGGGACCUGUGGCAUCCAGCAUUUAGAAAGAGCAGGUGAGAAGCUCUCCCUCUUCAAGUCCUUCUAUUUCUGCAUCGUCACCUUUUCCACCGUGGGCUAUGGAGACGUGACACCAAAGAUCUGGCCUUCCCAGCUCCUCGUCGUGAUAAUGAUUUGCGUCGCCCUGGUUGUGCUGCCGCUCCAGUUUGAGGAGCUCGUCUACCUGUGGAUGGAGCGGCAGAAGUCGGGAGGCAAUUACAGCCGUCACCGUGCCCAGACAGAGAAACACGUCGUCCUUUGUGUCAGCUCCCUCAAGAUCGAUCUCCUCAUGGACUUCCUCAACGAGUUUUAUGCCCACCCGCGUCUGCAGGAUUACUACGUGGUGAUACUCUGCCCAACAGAGAUGGACAUCCAGGUGCGGCGGGUCCUGCAGAUCCCUCUGUGGUCGCAGCGAGUGAUUUACCUCCAGGGCUCUGCGCUGAAGGACCAGGACCUCAUGAGAGCCAAGAUGGACAACGGAGAAGCCUGCUUCAUUCUCAGCAGCCGAAACGAGGUGGACCGCACUGCGGCGGACCACCAGACCAUUCUGAGAGCCUGGGCUGUGAAAGAUUUUGCUCCAAACUGUCCUCUCUAUGUUCAGAUCCUAAAGCCUGAAAACAAGUUUCACGUCAAGUUUGCUGAUCAUGUUGUCUGUGAAGAGGAGUGCAAAUACGCCAUGCUGGCGUUGAACUGCGUCUGCCCUGCCACCUCCACCCUCAUCACACUGCUGGUGCACACCUCCAGAGGCCAGGAGGGCCAGGAGUCCCCGGAGCAGUGGCAGCGGAUGUACGGGCGCUGCUCGGGCAACGAGGUCUAUCACAUCCGGAUGGGCGACAGCAAGUUCUUCAUGGAGUACGAGGGGAAGAGCUUCACCUACGCCGCCUUCCACGCGCACAAGAAAUACGGCGUCUGCCUGAUCGGCAUCCGGAGGGAGGAGAACAAGAGCAUCCUGCUGAACCCCGGCCCGCGGCACAUCAUGGCAGCGUCUGACACCUGCUUCUACAUCAACAUCACCAAGGAGGAGAACUCCGCCUUCAUUUUCAAGCAGGAGGAGAAGCAGAAGAAGAAGGGUUUCGCAGGGAGAGGCACCUACGACGGCCCAUCCCGCCUGCCUGUGCACAGCAUCAUCGCCAGCAUGGGUACAGUAGCCAUGGACCUGCAGAACACAGAGUGCCGCCCUGCUAACAGCAGCAAGCUGGCGCUGCCGGCGGAGAACGGCUCCGGCAACCGCCGGCCCAGCAUCGCGCCCGUCCUCGAGCUGGCCGACACCUCGUCCCUGCUGCCCUGCGACCUGCUCAGCGACCAGUCGGAGGACGAGAUGACGCAGUCGGACGAGGAGGGGUCGGCGGUUGUGGAGUACGUGAAAGGUUACCCACCGAACUCCCCCUACAUCGGCAGCUCCCCGACUCUGUGCCACCUUUUACCCGAGAAAGCCCCAUUCUGCUGCCUGAGGCUGGACAAGGGCUGCAAGCACAACAGCUUUGAAGAUGCCAAAGCCUACGGGUUUAAGAACAAACUGAUUAUCGUUUCGGCCGAGACGGCUGGGAACGGACUGUAUAACUUCAUCGUCCCCCUUCGUGCGUACUAUCGGUCCCGCAAAGAGUUGAACCCGAUUGUGUUGCUGCUGGACAACAAGCCUGAGCACCACUUUCUGGAAGCCAUCUGUUGUUUCCCCAUGGUUUACUACAUGGAGGGUACGAUCGACAACCUGGACAGCUUGCUGCAGUGUGGCAUCAUCUACGCUGACAACCUGGUGGUUGUGGACAAGGAGAGCACGAUGAGCGCCGAGGAGGACUACAUGGCCGAUGCAAAGACAAUUGUCAACGUCCAGACCAUGUUCAGGCUCUUCCCCAGCCUCAGCAUUAUCACAGAGCUGACCCACCCCUCCAACAUGAGGUUCAUGCAAUUCAGAGCAAAGGACAGUUACUCUCUCGCCCUUUCUAAGCUAGAAAAGAAAGAGCGAGAGAACGGCUCCAACCUGGCCUUCAUGUUCCGGCUGCCCUUCGCGGCCGGGAGGGUCUUCAGCAUCAGCAUGUUGGACACGCUGCUCUACCAGUCGUUUGUGAAGGACUACAUGAUCACCAUCACUCGGUUGCUGCUGGGCCUCGACACCACGCCGGGCUCCGGCUACCUCUGUGCGAUGAAGAUCACUGAAGAUGACCUGUGGAUCCGGACGUACGGUCGCCUCUUCCAGAAGCUCUGCUCCUCCAGCGCGGAGAUCCCCAUCGGGAUUUACAGGACGGAGUCACACAUGUUCGCAACCUCCGAGCCCCACGACAUCAGAGCGCAGUCACAGAUCUCAAUCAACGUCGAGGACUGCGAGGACACGAAGGACGUCAAGGAGCACUGGGGCAUCAAGACCAGCCACCACAGGAACUCGUGCUCCAGCGACCAGUCCGAGCACCCGCUGCUGCGGCGCAAGAGCAUGCAGUGGGCCCGCCGGCUGAGCAGGAAGGGCAACAAACACUCCAGCAAGACGGCCGAGUGGAUCAGCCAGCAGCGCCUCAGCCUCUACCGCCGCUCCGAGAGGCAGGAGCUGUCCGAGCUCGUCAAAAACCGUAUGAAGCACCUGGGCUUGCCCACCACCGGGUAUGGUAAGUGCCGUUCGGUUGCGCUUCUCUGUGGUGGGGCGUCCUGCUCGCGGGCUCCUCAGGUAACCCUGUGCCGAGACUAACCCCAGGCUGAGCCUAACCCCAAGCUGAGCCUAACCCCAA
Athene cunicularia (burrowing owl) is the source of this 3623-nucleotide messenger RNA. It is a transcript of the gene KCNT1, whose product is annotated as potassium sodium-activated channel subfamily T member 1. Bases 47 to 3583 code for a protein of 1178 amino acids. Gene Ontology annotation, biological process: potassium ion transport. NCBI's taxonomy places the organism in Eukaryota, Metazoa, Chordata, Aves, Strigiformes, Strigidae. Gene Ontology annotation, molecular function: intracellular sodium-activated potassium channel activity. The transcript has 30 exons. Gene Ontology annotation, cellular component: membrane. The record is from RefSeq and is a predicted model, not a curated record.